GACAGCAGAUCUGAAUGUAGUUCCAGCCAGCUGAAGGCGGAUGGAUCGCUACAGCGCAGUGCGGUAACAGACAUGGUGCCGGUGUGUGUGCGGGAGCUCGGUUGACAGCCCGCGGGAAGUAAUGCGAGGAGCACGGGACAGGCAGUGCAGCAUGGAUCCGGCCGUGCGGAGGAGGACACUAGGAGCGGAGGAUAGGCCGGGCGGCCGGGAUCAGGACACGUUAACACAUUCUGCUCCACUGCCCUUCAGAAAGCUGAGCAAUCCCGAUUUGUUUUCGUCUGCAGGGAAGGUAAAACUGCAUCGACAGCUGAGCCAAGACGACUGCAAACUGCGCAGGGGGAGUUUAGCCAGCUCGCUCGCAGGAAAACAGCUGCUCCCCCUGUCCAAUAGUGUGAGUAGCGGAGUGAUAGCAUGGCAGCCGCCCGUAGAGACGUCCAACCUGGUCCGAAUGAGAAACCAGUCUCUUGGCCAGUCUGCCCCAUCACUGACUGCUGGCUUGAAAGAGCUGAGCCUCCCGCGAAGAGGAAGUUUAAUCUUCUCCCCUCUGCAUGCGCUCUGCCGUGGAGGUGAUGCCCACCAGCGAGCGCUCUCACCAUCGUCCUCAUCAAGUCCACUGCACUUAAAGGUCCCCUUUAGUGCUGAUUGUGCCCUGGAGCCUUGCCAGUUAGCCUUUUUCACCAACCCACAACCACAAAGUAAUCCCGGUAGCCCGUGCUACGGUGGUCCAUUGCAGUGGAGCUGUCGUACUAGUAAUCGCAAGAGCCUGAUUGUAGCUUCCAGUACUUCUCCAACGUUGCCGCGGCCGCAUUCCCCUCUCCAUGGACAUACAGGUAACAGCCCUCUGGACAGCCCACGUAACUUCUCUCCUAACGCCGCUGCGCACUUCUCCUUUGUUCCAGCACGGAGCCAUGGACACAGAGCAGACAGGACGGACGGACGACGCUGGUCCUUGGCUUCCCUCCCUUCUUCUGGGUAUGGAACCAACACUCCAAGCUCAACUGUUUCAUCGUCCUGCUCAUCCCAGGAGAAGCUGCACCAGCUGCCGUUUCAGCCCACGGCGGAUGAACUUCAUUUCCUGACCAAGCAUUUCAGCACAGAAAGCAUCACUGACGAGGAAGGACGUAAUUCGCCCGCCAUGCGCCCCCGAUCUCGUAGCCUUAGUCCUGGCCGCUCUCAGUUUUCAUAUGAUGGAGAGAUAGUGUUGAUGAACCAUGUGUAUAAAGAGAGAUUUCCCAAGGCGACCGCACAGAUGGAAGAACGAUUAGCUGAUUUCAUCACUUCCAAUGCUCCAGAGAAUGUGCUGCCACUUGCAGAUGGCGUUCUGAGCUUCAUUCAUCACCAAGUGAUCGAACUGGCACGUGACUGCCUGGGUAAAUCCCGAGAUGGGCUCAUUACCUCCCGGUACUUCUACGAACUUCAGGAAAACCUAGAGAAACUCCUGCAAGACGCCCAUGAGCGCUCAGAAAGCUCCGAAGUGGCCUUUGUUACUCAACUGGUGAAGAAGCUGAUGAUAAUCAUUGCACGACCUGCUCGUCUCCUGGAGUGUCUGGAAUUUGACCCAGAAGAAUUCUACCAUCUGUUAGAAGCUGCAGAAGGCCAUGCCAAGGAAGGAGAAGGAAUUAAGUGCGACAUUCCCAAAUACAUCAUUAGCCAACUGGGACUUAAUCGAGAUCCCCUGGAAGAAAUGGCCCAGCUGAACAGCUACGGCAGCAGUAACGCAGAUACCCCUGAAAAUGAUGACUCAGUGGAUAAUCGCAGUGGUGCUAUACUUCAACCAAAGAAAACACCCUCAGAAGAGGAGUUUGAAAACAUCAAGUUAAUCAGCAAUGGAGCUUAUGGAGCGGUGUAUUUAGUGCGGCACAAAGGUACGCGGCAGAGGUUUGCCAUGAAAAAGAUAAACAAGCAGAACCUGAUUCUUCGGAACCAGAUUCAGCAGGCGUUUGUGGAGAGAGAUAUCCUCACUUUUGCAGAGAAUCCAUUUGUGGUCAGCAUGUUUUGCUCUUUCGAAACCAAGCGACACCUUUGUAUGGUUAUGGAGUACGUGGAAGGUGGAGACUGUGCCACUUUGCUGAAGAACAUUGGGGCACUACCAGUUGAUAUGGCCAGGAUGUAUUUUGCAGAAACUGUCCUUGCGUUAGAAUAUCUACAUAAUUACGGCAUUGUCCACAGAGACCUUAAACCAGAUAACCUCCUGAUCACAUCAAUGGGUCACAUCAAGCUGACAGAUUUCGGUCUCUCUAAAAUUGGUCUUAUGAGUCUGACCACAAACCUGUAUGAAGGACACAUUGAGAAAGACACCCGAGAGUUCUUGGAUAAACAGGUUUGUGGGACACCCGAGUAUAUUGCGCCCGAGGUGAUUCUGAGGCAGGGUUAUGGGAAACCAGUGGACUGGUGGGCGAUGGGUAUCAUCCUCUAUGAAUUUCUGGUUGGCUGUGUGCCUUUCUUUGGGGACACCCCAGAAGAACUAUUUGGGCAGGUGAUUAGCGAUGAAAUAGCAUGGCCAGAUGGGGAAGAUGCUUUACCUACUGACGCUCAAGAUCUCAUCUCAAUGCUUCUCCAUCAGAAUGCCAUGGAGCGACUGGGGACAGGGGGUACGUAUGAGGUCAAGCAGCAUCAGUUUUUUAAGGAUUUGGACUGGAACGGAUUACUUCGCCAGAAAGCAGAAUUUAUUCCACAGCUGGAAUCUGAGGAUGACACCAGUUACUUUGACACUCGCUCAGAACGGUAUCAGCACAUGGACUCAGAAGAGGAGGAGGACACAAACGAUGAGGAUCCUGUAGAAAUCAGGCAGUUCUCAUCAUGCUCACCCCGAUUUAGCAAGGUUUAUAGCAGCAUGGAACGACUUUCUGUUCAUGAAGAGAAAACUCCACCCCCCACAAAACGAAGUUUAAGUGAGGAAAAAGAGGACAAGCUGGACUGUCUGGGUGGGCUGAAGAGUAGAGAUCGAAGCUGGAUUAUAGGCUCUCCUGAAAUUCUCCGUAAGCGCCUAUCAGCCUCCGAGUCCUCACACACAGAAAGCGACUCCAGCCCUCCUCUGACAGUUCGGAGACGAUGUUCAGCUCUGGUGGAUAUGCCACGUUUUGCAAUCUCCAUGGAAGACGAAUUACAAUCUCCAAAGGCCCCACAUCUUCCUCCACAACAUGGAGUUUCCACCCCAACCCAACCCCCCCGAAACAGAGUUCCCUUGUCUGCACCAGAACAGCCCGUGGAGCGUGAGCUCAAGCUUGAUGAAGAAAUCGCUCCAUCCACCCCAUGCUCGACCAUCAGCAACAGCAGCUCCGCCACAUUAACAGCUGGCAGCACUGCUGACUUCUCAGACCACAGCUCCCAUUUCACUGGCACAGAAGGAUCUGAUUUCACCACUCCUAAAGCCACAAGUGACUUGGCUGUGAGACGAGCUCGCCACCGGCUCCUCUCUGGGGAUUCCGUGGAGAAACGUUCCUCCCGCCCCGUUAACAAAGUCAUCAAGUCAGCCUCUGCAACUGCACUGUCGCUCAUGAUUCCCUCUGAUCACCACACUUGCUCACCCCUCGCCAGUCCCAUGUCCCCGCGUUCUCUCUCCUCAAACCCAUCAUCCCGAGAUUCCUCACCAAACAGAGAUUUCUCCCCGGCUGUCUCCCACCUCAAGCCGGCAAUCACUAUAUAUCGCAUUGGCAAAAAGUACGGAUUCACCCUGAGGGCCAUCCGCGUCUACAUGGGAGAAAGCGAUGUCUAUACUGUUCAUCACAUAGUGUGGCAUGUGGAAGAGGAUGGCCCUGCUCAGGAAGCUGGUCUGAAGGAAGGUGACUUAAUCACACAUGUCAACGGGGAGUCAGUGCACGGAUUAGUGCACACAGAGGUGGUGGAGCUGAUCCUAAAGAGCGGGGGUAAGGUCUCCAUCUCUACAACACCUUUUGAAAAUACUUCAAUCAAAGUUGGACCAGCACGAAAACUCAGCUACAAGUCAAAGAUGGCGCGAAGGAACAAGAAAUCAAAAACAAAAGAGGGGCAGGAAAGGCAAAAAAAGUGCUCGUUAUUCCGAAAGAUCACAAAGCAGGCGUCUCUGCUCCACACCAGCCGCAGUCUGUCCUCUCUGAACCGUUCCCUGUCAUCAAGCGAGAGUGUCCCAGGGUCCCCAACUCAUGUCUUGUCCCCCCGAUCUCCCACACAGAGUUACAGAUCCACUCCAGACUCGGUUGGUGGAAAUUCUUCACAAAGCAGCUCCCCCAGCUCCAGUGUUCCCAACUCUCCAGCCAGUUCUGGGCACAUCCGGCCGAGCUCCCUACAUGGGUUGGCACCAAAGCUCCAAAGACAGUACCGGUCUCCGCGGAGAAAGUCUGCCGGGAAUAUACCACUCUCCCCUUUGGCACACACGCCAUCACCUACAUCCCAGUCCACAUCUCCUCAGCGUUCCCCAUCUCCUUUACCUGGUCACACCCUUGGGAACUGCAAUAUUUUUCAGUCCUUUCCAGUCAAGUUGCAUUCUUCUCCACCCCUGGUUAGACAAAUAUCAAGGCCAAAAAGUGCAGAACCUCCAAGGUCACCGCUUCUGAAAAGGGUACAGUCUGCAGAGAAGCUCUCUGGCUCCUUGUCAUCUGACAAAAAGCUUUCUUGUUCACGCAAGCACAGCUUGGACAUCUCUCACUCAGAGUUCAAGAAGGAAAUAAUGCAUAGAGACCUGAGUUUGCAGAGCCUGCCUGAGUCCACCAGCGAGAACACAGGAGGGAAGGUGGGUCUUGCAGAAAAGGGAACUCUGCAGAAACCAUCUUCAAGGAAGCUUGGUGCGAUCCGUCAAGACAGAGUGGAGAGAAGGGAAUCUCUGCAAAAGCAGGAUGCCAUAAGGGAAGUAGAUUCAUCUGAGGAUGAAACUGAUGAAGGGUCUGAGGACAGUCAGGAUGGGAGAAGGUUGGAAAGAGCAUCGUUUAGAACUUACCAGGACUCUGGAUCUGGUCUGAAUGAUAAGUAUUCCUGCCAAAUGAUGAGCAAGAGCAGCACAGAGGAUGAUACGUUCCUGCCCCGUGAUUUGCACUGCAAGCAUGAAACAAAAGAACCAUAUAUGCAGGCUGACAAUAGCAUCACAAGGAGGUUUCUUAAUAAAACAGGGGCUCUGACAGCUGAUAAAACAAAGACUCUUCUUGAAACUUGUUUGGAAGCAGCUGCUCAAAUAAAAACUGUAAAGCACAAAACAAGUUUUGAUGAGGUAUCAAGGAAUCCGUUAUCACUGGAGGAAAAACCUCUACACUUAUCAAACCAGGAUCACAGGGGAAGCGAGAAAAAGUGCACACCGAAAACCUCUGUAUUGCAAAAAGAUCACAACAUCACUGUAAACGGGGCUAAAUGUCAGCCAAGUCAAGGUAGCCGUGCAGAUCAUUUAGAUGGUGACUCUGUACAGUCAGCACAUUCUGUGGUCUUGCCUUGUGAGCAACAGGGUGGUUCAUCAACAGACUCUGUUAGCUGCUUGGCUACAGUGUCAGCUAGUGGUCCUGUAUCCAAUGCAAAUGUGCAAUAUAUCUCCAAUGUCUAUGAGCAUGGACUGCAGAGACCUUCUGAAAAUCAAAGCACUUUAAAAACCCAAGGUCCUUCAGACGGUGAAACAGUCUUGUCUAGUCCUAUGGAAACGGUCUCCUCCACUGUGGCCAGCGAUAAAACCCCUAUAGUAUCUCACCUUGCCACUGUGGCCAUUGAUAAAACCCCUAUAGUAUCUCAUCUAUCCACUGUGGCCAGCGAUAAAAACCCUAUAGUAUCUCACCUUGCCACUGUGGCCAGAAGUGUCUUGGGACCAGUUAAGCUUAGUAUCCCCGGACUAAAAGAUUCAGACGACCAAUCUGGUAAAAGGGAAAAGCCUUCAAAGCAAAAGAGAUGUCAGGUCUCAAGGUCUGAAUCUGCACAGGAAGUUAUCAGCUCAAUUGCUGCUGAUGAUGCUGUUAGGACAUACGGAUCUCUCAUCGAGAGUUCAGGGCCCCAGCAGCGAGACUGCACAUCUCUUCUCAAGCAUGCUGACAGCUCUCGAGUCUCUAGUGUUUCUUUACCAUCGAAGUAUAAACAGUCUGGGGACAGACAUUGUGUGCGAUCACCGUCACUACCAGACGUCAGUCAGACUCUCUUAACAGAUCAAAGGAGGGAACAAGACAAAAUCAAAGAGUUUUUGAAACGUACACAAGCACAUGACUGUCCCUCACAGCACACAGAUACAGUAGAAAAAACAUAGAGUCCUCCAUUGAACUAGUUUACGUCUGACCUCAGACCAUGUUACAUUUGUGUACAUUUCUGUAUAUCUUUGUAUAAUUUUUCAUGGUGUUUGUUUGUUUUUUGUACAUUACUUUCUGGUUUUCCAUCUUGAUGUUCUCCUUAUGUUCACAGAUUACAUGAUACAGGGUAUCUUAAACGCAGGGUUUUUUAAUCCCCUAAACAUAUAGAGUUUUCAUUUGGUGCUGAUACAUGACCGGAAAAACACACUCGUGUUGUGUUUGAGUUAGAGGGUGUGAACUCUUUGAACUGUUUGGCCUUAUAUUGACAUGAAGUUGCAGAAUAUAGAAGUAAAAAAGUAUAAAAAUGUCAAAUUGCUUAUUUACCUGAGGUUGGUGGCAAAUGGAAGUAUAGAUUGCUUAAUUGUCCACAGUGGAUGUUCAGAGCUUACAGACCAUGUAGUGCAAAACAUGGAAAAAUGGAUUAGAAAAAUCUGUUGAACAGUAAAUUAUGGUUAGAAUUUAAUCUGAUAAAAUGAGGCUUUUAUUGUCCCCAGAUCAGUACAGGUGCCUCUCACUAAACUGAGGAAAUACAUAAAAUAAAUGUACGGUACCUGCAUACACUAUGUUAAUGAGUAAUUGGGUUGAAAUAAUGCAGACAGGUCACAGCAGGCUCCCAGGGGUUAAUGUUUAUAGCUUUAAAACCUCAGUCUGAUUGUAUCACCCAGUUUAUAGCAAUAACAAUGUACGUCUUUAUCACAUCUGUCUUUUUAUACUUUAUUUUAUAAUCCGUUUUUUUUUUUAAUUUGUAACCAAAAGACCGAGAGGUAACAGGGAACAAGAAAUGUAGCUCACUUACAAGAAUUCAUAAAGACGAAAUAGAGAAAUGAGCCAUUUUUUGGAUGACAUUGUGAAGAUGGGUGAGAUUUUCUAUCCAUUAAUAUAACAAAGAUCAGGUUAAUGACUGUAUACAACAUAUCCAGAAUCUCUUAGUACAUAAUAACAUUACCUGACAUAAUGACAUUACCUGAUAGUUGGCUAUGUUAAUACAUGAUGCUGUUUAAAACAGAAAGAUCCUUCCACGUAAUGUACUUUAUCUCAGGGAUUUGCUUGGUGACAAGGGUGACAUGGCCAGCAUGUUGUAUAUUUUGCAGUUCCUUUAUUAUAAAUCGUAAUGUAUGCGCCUUAUUCUCCGACAUAAUAGACCGAUAACUAUGAGCAAUUAUAAUGAAUCAACCUACUUAUGUGCCACAGUAAUUCCUUUACCGUGUAUCCUUGGUACACAGUCAAGUAAUAAGGCUGGAUUAUAUAUAAUAUAUAUUAGCUGCCCUCUCAGAGCACAACAUUAGCGUAUAUAGAGCACUAGAGAAUAGAUGCACUUAGUUUAACAAAAGGAAUACAGAAUCCCCAGUUCUGUUUUAUUUGUAACACAUUGGGGAUCAAUAAGAUGUUGGGAUAAUGCUUGAACGCUGUCUUCCCUUUUACUUUGUAAAUAGCAAAUAUUUUACACUCCUGGUGUCCACUCUGUCAUUCCUGUUUUUGGCCAUUCUUCUAAGUUUGGUUUUUUGAAGACUUGAAAUACAUUUCUGGACCAACCACUGACAAAUAUUCUCUGCAAUAGCAUCAACAACAAAAAAAACUUCUGUUUACUGCAAUUGUGUGUACGUUUACUGUGAACUUGUUGUAUGCGCUGCUCGCUAAGGGUUGCAGUACUUUAAUGACCUCACUUCAUCAGUGUUUCUCGUAAAGGUACGUGUUUUUUUUAUAUCUCAAAAUGCAUUAGUUAGCGUAAGCACUAGCAAGUUCAAUGAAAACUUGUGGAAUUGAAUGAAAUGCGCGCCUGGGUUUCUCCAUUUAUUUUUCAUUUAAAAUGAGGAAUCCAAUCUCUUUAAUGAAAAUGAAACCAAACUGAAAGUUAGAGAUGGGUGGGCAAAGUGCUAUUGUGUGACUGAAAACUCUAAUGACUGCAAAUGGUUUGCUCGGUACCUGACACUACCCAGCAUCCAAUAAACACAUUUUGCUUCUGCAA
Bombina bombina (fire-bellied toad) is the source of this 8193-nucleotide messenger RNA. RefSeq names its product microtubule-associated serine/threonine-protein kinase 2. The transcript has 31 exons. The record is from RefSeq and is a predicted model, not a curated record. Gene Ontology annotation, molecular function: magnesium ion binding; protein serine/threonine kinase activity; ATP binding. Bases 122 to 6187 code for a protein of 2021 amino acids. Gene Ontology annotation, biological process: peptidyl-serine phosphorylation; intracellular signal transduction. Gene Ontology annotation, cellular component: microtubule cytoskeleton. Lineage: Eukaryota; Metazoa; Chordata; Amphibia; Anura; Bombinatoridae.